AAUUUCAGAUUGUUCUUUGUUGAUCAGUAAUAUUAAUUCAACAAGUUCUGGAGUGUAUUUAUUCAGAUUUAUAACCAAUUCGUCAGAUGGGCGUUGGACAGGUAAUCCAGGAGCAAAUGUUACAGUCAGAGAUUUAAAAGUGUCCAUGGACAAGUUAGGAGACAAUGAAAACAUAACAGUUGGAGACUCUUUGAAUUUGACAUGCACUGUGUCCUGCCCUGGUCAUUUACCAGAGCUUCAAUGGUUUAAGGAUCAUAAGACAAUACCACAUUCAGGCCCCAUCCUCACCUUCACUAGUGUGACUCCUAAAGACUCUGGAAAUUACUCUUGUUCUUUAAAAAACUUUAAAUCAAGCGAAUCAGAACAAAUCAGACUGUAUGUUGAAGACACUUCUGGGCAUACAACAUUGUUUUGGGUUGGGAUUAUUGGAGCGUGUUUAUUUUCAAUUAUUUUCAUUAUUGCGGCUGUGAUACUCAUAACAAGGAGAGCAAAAACACAAGAGACAACCCCACCAGAGGAGGGAGGAAAAACAACUCAGAGAUCAGAUGAUUUACCGCAAGAGGAAGAAGUGCAAUAUGCAUCUGUGAGCAUCAAACCCAAAGAACUGCCGGCCAACACUGAGAAACAAAAUGAAGAAAAUGAAGAUUCAACCAUCUAUAGUGGAGUGGUGGUUCAUUGAAUUAAAGGAGAAAUGUGAACAAACUCAUAAGAUGCAAUUUAUAUAAAAUCUAAAAUAUUGUUAAUUUACUUACUAUAGUAAUUAUUAUUAUAUUAUAUUGUGUAUUUAAGAAAAUAGUAUUUGCAUGCACUCAGAAUAUGUAUUUAUAGCCACCAGGGAGCAGCAUUGAUCCUUGUUAUAAUAAGCAGUCAAAAAUGUUAUGUAUACACCAUGUUUGUGUAGAUUAGAAAAGCCGAUAAGAAUACUGCCCUACAAAGGCAAAAGGCAGUAACUUUUAUGGUCGAAAAUUAGUUAUUGAUAUUUUUGAGAGAUUCAAGACCUCCUUUAUCAUGUGGAUAAGUAUCUUGAGUCAAUUUUGUUGUUUUUUCGAGAAAAUAAAGAUCAAGAUGAAAAUAACUGACAACUAAAGUCACUAAAAAGGUCUAAACUUUAAAGUAAUUUUUCUCAGUUUCAUACUCUAGUGAGUUAAGGUCUUUUGCCUUUUAAGGGCAGAAUAAAUGGUAGCAAUUUACAAUAUGGUUGUAUUUGUUAACAUUCGUUAAUACAUUAGCUAACAUGAACUAACAUUUAUUAAUCUUGGUUCAUGUUAAUUUCAGCAAUUAAUAGUACUUUUUUUGUUAAAUCUAAAGUUGUAACUGUUUGCAUUAGAACUAACAUAAACAAUUUAUUGGAAUUAACAAAGACUAAUGAAUGCUAAUAAUGGAGUGAGGGUUCAUGGAGUUAAAGGAGAAAUGUGAACAUUAGAUACAAUCUGAAAUAUUUCUGUACUAAUUCUUAGGGGUUCAUGUAAAAACGUGUAUUAAAGGAAGAGUAGCAAAACAUCUUCAACAAAUGGAAAUUACAAAAGUUGUAUACAAGUGUAUAUAGUUUAAUAACUAAACUAGCAAACAAUGCGAAAUUAUUAUAAAUGUUUUUAA
Messenger RNA from Paramisgurnus dabryanus, 1596 nucleotides. The record is from RefSeq and is a predicted model, not a curated record. Lineage: Eukaryota; Metazoa; Chordata; Actinopteri; Cypriniformes; Cobitidae.